Molecule: messenger RNA, 1761 nt
Organism: Salvia splendens (bonfire salvia)
Lineage: Eukaryota; Viridiplantae; Streptophyta; Magnoliopsida; Lamiales; Lamiaceae
Exons: 6
Coding region: 66-1550 (494 amino acids)
Source: RefSeq, a predicted model, not a curated record
UUCAACCAUUUUCCUUGCACACACUUCUUCCCACCUCCCGGAAUACCUAAUUGUUCUUUGAAGCAAUGGAUUUCGACAGCCUUUCAAGGAGAGAAUUGCAGGCCUUCUGCAAGAGGAAUAAAAUCCCAGCCAACAUGACGAAUGCCGCCAUGGCCAACGCUCUCAAAGCUCUCGACAUCGUCGAAGGUGUUGAGGAAUUUAUGCAGUCGUCUCAAUCGGAGAGCGCACAAUCAGCCGUUGAGCUACUGGACAGCUCGGAGGUGACGUCUCCGUAUGUGCCUCCAACGGCUGCCAGGAGUACACGUCGGAGAAAUGCCUUGAAAGAUGACGCUGAAGAUGUGACCUCAAUAAUGACUACCACUCGGCGUACUACUCGGAGAACGGCUGCCAAAGCAUCUAAUGUCGCUGCAGUAGAAACUCCAGUAGUGAUGGCGCAAGCUAGUAGAAGGAAAGUCCAGAUAGCCUCAGCUUGUCUAAAAAUGGAUUCGCAGUUGAAGGAAUGUGUAGAGGAGGAAGAGAAGAAGGAUUUGAUGACACCUGCUGCAGUGGGGGUUACUAGCAGAAGAAGAAGGGCGGAGGAGACCGAGAAGAAAGUGUACAGCACGCGACGAUCAGUCAGGUUGGCAGUGAACAAUAAUGUGCAGAUGUUGAGCGAUGAGAAGAAUGGAGAAUCUGAGGUUUUGAAUAAUGAGUUAUUUGCAAAAGAUCGUGUUGAUCAGGAGGUGGAUCAGGAACUUUCAGGAAUUACUGGUGUUGACGCAAUUGAAAAUAUGGAAGAAGAUAAAGAAGAAGCUGACGUUGUUUCAGCUGAAAAGGAGGAUAUAACCAUGAGUGAACUAGAAUUAGAGAGUACUCGUGAAGAAGAAACGACCAUUGAUUUUACAGUGGAAGUUAAACCGAAGGAGGAGAUAUGUGAUGACACAGAAUAUCCUGGUCAUGAAGAGGUGGUGGUGCCAGUAGAUGUGAGCAAUGAAGUUGGACAGAGUGAAGGGUCUGUCAAUGUCCCCACAUGCGAAAUUGAAGUCACAGUUGAGAUAGACGCAGGAUCUCAAGUUGAUGGUGUAGUGUCUGAUGUUGAGAUUGAGGUAGUGUGUGACGAUGACAAGGAAGUAGUAAGUGCUGAAGAUGAUGCUGUUGAUUUGGGUAUUAUUCCUGAAACGGAAAAUAUUCCUGUUGAAGAAAGUGAAAAAACAGCAGUUGGAAUGGUGCAGAAUUCCCCAAGCAAGCAGCCAUCUGCUGUUCUUGUCCAUGAAGCUUCUGCAGAAAUGGGAAAUAAGGCAUUGCUGAAUGAUUUCAAAGAGAAUAUGGGCAGAGGCACUGAAAUGCCGAUCAUGCAAGAUACAGCAACAACCAAGGCAGCUAAAGACAGUGGUGAGAGUCUGCGUAGUUAUGAGGAAGAAAGCUUGAGAAAGCUCACCAAGAUGUUGAAGGAAAAACUACAGAUCUCCAGUAAAUCAAGAAACCAAGGGAAUGAGGCACUCCCGAAGAGAUCAGCUCUGCAAGUGCUUCCCGUGAACCGUAUGAUUGAUGGAAAUGGAAACCACCACUAGGCCAGCCACCCAAUUAUGCAACUCAGCUCUAUUUGAAUUUCCAUCUCGGGGAUGAAGUUUACAGGUUUUGAAAAUUUAGUGUGCACUGUGCGUGCACUACCGAUGAUGAGAAUUUUGAUGAGCAUCAAUUUGUAGUUUUGUACUGUUGCUGUUGUAUUUUGCGAGAGACAAGGUUUUCCCUAUCGUAAUAAACUUCAGUUUUGAAUCUCUA